CGCGCUACUUAAAACGUUCUUGUGACUUGCGGUCACUUUCUAAUAACUGAUAUGAUUAAAAUAUCUGCUGGGUCAUAGUGUUACCACAUUUAAGAGACAUUUAUAAUCGACUGUCAAAGAGAUCAAAACAAAAUAAUAUUUUGAAUUAGCGGCUCGAUGCAAGUUUUUAGUUCAGAAAUGCAAAAACAAAACAGAAGUGAAAAUAUUUUAAGGCAAACUUUAAUUUGAAUGCUUAAUCUUCACAAAAUAAUUCGAAGAUAAAGAGACAAUGAUAAAAUACAUUUUAUUGUUGGCUUGUGCCACAGCUAUUAGCGGUGAAGAGAAAUGGGCCUGGUCAUCGUCGAAUCGAGAUCGAAAUGAUGCCCAACGAAAUGAAAAUAAUCGCAACGAUAGAUUUGAUCGGAGGCAACGUUUGGAGGAUUUACAAGAUCGGUAUGAAGUAAUCGAACCAACAACGAAACGCCCAGUGAACCAGAAACCACAACAAGAUGACGAAUACUUUGGUGGCAGUGAAAUUGGUCCAAAUUCUCAGAGAUUCAACUACAACGGCGGUGGUAGCAUUUAUCCACAAGGUGGAUUCCCUCAGGGAAUUCCGCAAGGUGUUGGAGGCUAUCCAUCUGCCUUUAAUGGUCAACACGGCCCGAUUCGAGGACAAUAUCAGCCAAAUGGUUUCGGACUCAAUGGAGGAUAUUAUCCGGGAGUCGGUGGUCAGUAUCCAGGCAUUGGACAAUAUCCAAGUGCUGGUGGCAUUGGACAGUAUCCAAGUGCUGGUGGAAUUGGACAGUAUCCAAGUGCCGGUGGCAUUGGACAGUAUCCAAGUGCUGGUGGCAUUGGACAUUAUCCGGGUUCCGGUGGAAUUGGACAGUAUCCAAGUGCUGGUGGUGGAAUUGGACAGUAUCCUGGAAACAUAGGCGGACCAAUAGCAGGACCCAAUCACGGUAUUCAAUCGGGAAAACUCCCAGUUUUAGUUGGUCCAGGUGGCCCAACCGGACAUAUUGGACGCCCUGGCUUCGGACCAAAUCGAGCUCAUCCAAAUAAUGGCGUUUUAGUUGGUCCUGGAGGGCCCAGUGGAAUCAUUGGCAGACCACAUGGAUAUGGCAGUGGAAAUGGAUACGGUGCAGGUUAUGGACCGUUAGGAGGCCAUGUCGGUAAUGUACCCGGUUCGUUCAAUGGCAUUGGAACUGGUUUCGCUGGUCCAUAUAGACCGAGCGGUCCAGCAGUUGGCAUUCCCUACAAUUCUGGAAGCGAUGGAAGACCGUACGCAGCUGAAUUCGAUGAUUACGAUAAUGGUGUGGAUAAGAAAAAGCAUGUCGAGAAGAAGUCAAUUGACAGUAAGAAUUGAAAACUGCGAUGAGGAGACUAAUCAUACCAAAUACUAGGAUAGAGCGAGCGUAUUUUGAACAGUUUUUUUUUGUAAGAUCGACCGAUUCGAUGUCUAAAUUAUUUUUUUUUUGUUUUGUUUU
Messenger RNA from Bradysia coprophila, 1463 nucleotides. RefSeq lists its product as uncharacterized. Lineage: Eukaryota; Metazoa; Arthropoda; Insecta; Diptera; Sciaridae. The record is from RefSeq and is a predicted model, not a curated record.